Messenger RNA from Torulaspora globosa, 180 nucleotides. RefSeq names its product F1F0 ATP synthase subunit i (gene ATP18). The transcript has a single exon. The record is from RefSeq and is a predicted model, not a curated record. Gene Ontology annotation, biological process: proton motive force-driven ATP synthesis. NCBI's taxonomy places the organism in Eukaryota, Fungi, Ascomycota, Saccharomycetes, Saccharomycetales, Saccharomycetaceae. The coding region runs from base 1 to 180 and encodes 59 amino acids. Gene Ontology annotation, molecular function: proton transmembrane transporter activity.
AUGUUGAAGAAAUUCCCAACACCUGUGUUGAAGCCAUACUGGCCUUUCUUUGUAGGCGGGGCCGUCAUGUACUACACCUUUGGCAAGGUUGCGAACCUGUCUGCUAACUCUGAAGAGUUUAUCAACGAUCCAAGGAACCCGAGGUUUGCCCGCGGCGAAAAACCCGUCGAGUUGAAGUGA